GUUGCGGCCUUUAUUCAGGUAUAUGAAGAAUGACUUGAAACGAUUGCAGAACCGAUGCAGAAACAGAGAACAUGGCUGUAAUAUGGUUUGUUCACUUGAAUCUAUAGAUCUGCAUGAGCGGGAGUGUGAAGAUUGCUGGAUUCCAUGCAUCAAUGCCCGCAAGCAACAUGGCUAUGAUACAGAGCGCUUUGUUGGCUAUGUGAAUGAGGGACUUCUGUGCUACAUUUGUCAAGAUGUGCUGGUAAACCCACUUCAGGCACCUUGUGAACAUGCCUUCUGCAGUACCUGCAUCCACGGCUGGUUGGUGCAUCUCCAUAACUGUCCUGAGGACAGACAAUCACUUGAUGUUUCAGUGUUGCGGCCUUUAUUCAGGUAUAUGAAGAAUGACUUGAAACGAUUGCAGAACCGAUGCAGAAACAGAGAACAUGGCUGUAAUAUGGUUUGUUCACUUGAAUCUAUAGAUCUGCAUGAGCGGGACUGUGAAGAUUGCUGGAUUCCAUGCAUCAAUGCCCGCAAGCAACAUGGCUAUGAUACAGAGCGCUUUGUUGGCUAUGUGAAUGAGGGACUUCUGUGCUACAUUUGUCAAGAUGUGCUGGUAAACCCACUUCAGGCACCUUGUGAACAUGCCUUCUGCAGUACCUGCAUCCACGGCUGGUUGGUGCAUCUCCAUAACUGUCCUGAGGACAGACAAUCACUUGAUGUUUCAGUGUUGCGGCCUUUAUUCAGGUAUAUGAAGAAUGACUUGAAACGAUUGCAGAACCGAUGCAGAAACAGAGAACAUGGCUGUAAUAUGGUUUGUUCACUUGAAUCUAUAGAUCUGCAUGAGCGGGACUGUGAAGAUUGCUGGAUUCCAUGCAUCAAUGCCCGCAAGCAACAUGGCUAUGAUACAGAGCGCUUUGUUGGCUAUGUGAAUGAGGGACUUCUGUGCUACAUUUGUCAAGAUGUGCUGGUAAACCCACUUCAGGCACCUUGUGAACAUGCCUUCUGCAGUACCUGCAUCCACGGCUGGUUGGUGCAUCUCCAUAACUGUCCUGAGGACAGACAAUCACUUGAUGUUUCAGUGUUGCGGCCUUUAUUCAGGUAUAUGAAGAAUGACUUGAAACGAUUGCAGAACCGAUGCAGAAACAGAGAACAUGGCUGUAAUAUGGUUUGUUCACUUGAAUCUAUAGAUCUGCAUGAGCGGACUGUGAAGAUUGCUGGAUUCCAUGCAUCAAUGCCCGUGCGUAUCAAUAGGACAUUUUCAGUUACUGCUUGCAAGCAACAUGGCUAUGAUACAGAGCGCUUUGUUGGCUAUGUGAAUGAGGGACUUCUGUGCUACAUUUGUCAAGAUGUGCUGGUAAACCCACUUCAGGCACCUUGUGAACAUGCCUUCUGCAGUACCUGCAUCCACGGCUGGUUGGUGCAUCUCCAUAACUGUCCUGAGGACAGACAAUCACUUGAUGUUUCAGUGUUGCGGCCUUUAUUCAGGUAUAUGAAGAAUGACUUGAAACGAUUGCAGAACCGAUGCAGAAACAGAGAACAUGGCUGUAAUAUGGUUUGUUCACUUGAAUCUAUAGAUCUGCAUGAGCGGGAGUGUGAAGAUUGCUGGAUUCCAUGCAUCAAUGCCCGCAAGCAACAUGGCUAUGAUACAGAGCGCUUUGUUGGCUAUGUGAAUGAGGGACUUCUGUGCUACAUUUGUCAAGAUGUGCUGGUAAACCCACUUCAGGCACCUUGUGAACAUGCCUUCUGCAGUACCUGCAUCCACGGCUGGUUGGUGCAUCUCCAUAACUGUCCUGAGGACAGACAAUCACUUGAUGUUUCAGUGUUGCGGCCUUUAUUCAGGUAUAUGAAGAAUGACUUGAAACGAUUGCAGAACCGAUGCAGAAACAGAGAACAUGGCUGUAAUAUGGUUUGUUCACUUGAAUCUAUAGAUCUGCAUGAGCGGGAGUGUGAAGAUUGCUGGAUUCCAUGCAUCAAUGCCCGCAAGCAACAUGGCUAUGAUACAGAGCGCUUUGUUGGCUAUGUGAAUGAGGGACUUCUGUGCUACAUUUGUCAAGAUGUGCUGGUAAACCCACUUCAGGCACCUUGUGAACAUGCCUUCUGCAGUACCUGCAUCCACGGCUGGUUGGUGCAUCUCCAUAACUGUCCUGAGGACAGACAAUCACUUGAUGUUUCAGUGUUGCGGCCUUUAUUCAGGUAUAUGAAGAAUGACUUGAAACGAUUGCAGAACCGAUGCAGAAACAGAGAACAUGGCUGUAAUAUGGUUUGUUCACUUGAAUCUAUAGAUCUGCAUGAGCGGACUGUGAAGAUUGCUGGAUUCCAUGCAUCAAUGCCCGUGCGUAUCAAUAGGACAUUUUCAGUUACUGCUUGCAAGCAACAUGGCUAUGAUACAGAGCGCUUUGUUGGCUAUGUGAAUGAGGGACUUCUGUGCUACAUUUGUCAAGAUGUGCUGGUAAACCCACUUCAGGCACCUUGUGAACAUGCCUUCUGCAGUACCUGCAUCCACGGCUGGUUGGUGCAUCUCCAUAACUGUCCUGAGGACAGACAAUCACUUGAUGUUUCAGUGUUGCGGCCUUUAUUCAGGUAUAUGAAGAAUGACUUGAAACGAUUGCAGAACCGAUGCAGAAACAGAGAACAUGGCUGUAAUAUGGUUUGUUCACUUGAAUCUAUAGAUCUGCAUGAGCGGGACUGUGAAGAUUGCUGGAUUCCAUGCAUCAAUGCCC
This is a messenger RNA of Polypterus senegalus (gray bichir), 2702 nucleotides long. RefSeq lists its product as uncharacterized. The annotation marks the transcript as partial. Lineage: Eukaryota; Metazoa; Chordata; Cladistia; Polypteriformes; Polypteridae. Gene Ontology annotation, molecular function: ubiquitin protein ligase activity. The transcript has 16 exons. Gene Ontology annotation, biological process: protein ubiquitination. The record is from RefSeq and is a predicted model, not a curated record.